ACCACCCCCACCCCAAAACUCCCCUUUCUUUUUAGAGAGAAAAAUAGAAAGAGAGAGAAAGAAAGGGGAGGAGAGAGAAACAAAUUGGGGUCACCAACAAACAACACAACACAAAAACACAGCAGAAAGAAAAAAAAAACCCCAAAAAAUACAAAAAAAAAAAAAAAAAGUUAAAAAUGGGUAAGAUAGUGGAGAAGAAGACGAAGAAGAAGAAAGGUCGUCCUUCUCUCUUAGAUCUUCAAAAACGUUCAUUAAAGCAGCAACAAGAACAACAACAACUUCAGAAGCAAAAACAAUUUCGAAAUAAAACUAAAAAUCCCAAAAUUCAAAACCCUAGCCCUAAUUCUUCCGCCGGAAUUCGUCGAUCCACUCGCCGGAACCCUAACCCUAAUUCCGACGCCGACGAAGAAUGCUCUACUGGUAAGAGGAGAGAGAAAAAACUUAAUCUUGUUCUUAAAUUACCCAAUGAAGAAGAUGAGGAACUUCAAAGGGAUAAUUCUGGGUCUCAAUCUUGUCCGGAUGAUGAUGAGGUUUCGGGUUCGAAUCUUAGGAAGCGCAAAAUUGACUCUAUUUCUCGUGGAUCUGCCGUACAGGAAAAUGAUAAGGGUGAAAAGCACAGUGCUGUUGUAACAAAGCAGGAGAGCACUCAACAAGGUUCUAAGCUUGAUGAUGAUGGACACUCAACCCCUUUACCUGAUAAAAGUUUGUUGCUUUUUAUACUUGAUAGACUUCAAAAGAAGGACACUUAUGGAGUUUUUGCUGACCCCGUAGACCCAGAAGAGCUUCCGGACUACCAUGAAGUCAUUGGAAACCCAAUGGAUUUUGGUACUGUAAGGAAGAAACUUACAAAUAAUGCUUAUGCUGUCCUGGAAGAAUUCGAGAAAGAUAUUUUCUUAAUCUGUUCCAAUGCAAUGCAGUACAAUGCUCCAGAUACCAUCUACUUUCGGCAGGCACGUUCGAUACAAGAGUUGGCUAUGAGAAAUUUCGAGAACCUACGGGCAGAGAGUGAUGAUAAUGAACCAGAACCGGAACCCAAGGUGGUAAGGAGGGGAAGACCGCCAACGAAGAAUUUGAAGAGACCACCAGGUAGACCUCCACUAGAGAGGGCUAACUCUGACUUUCCUGAAGCAACUGUUGCUACUGCUGCUGGUGGAACUACAAAUCGAUCUAACAAUGAGGUGAGAAAAGCAUCUCAUCUAGAAAAGUAUGGAUCAACUGACUCGUUUGCACGGUCCUUAUAUGGCUCUCGAUAUGGUGAGGCUUAUGUUGGCUGGUCAGCUGAGAGAUAUGAGAGAGCUGAUGAAUUGACAGGUUCUGCUUCUAAGGGGAUUUCAAUGAAGCAUGGUAAGAAACAUAUCGUGCUUGAUGAAACUAGGCGCAAUACGUACAAGGAUUCCUUCACAUUAGCUUACGGACAGGAACCAUCAGUAUUGACUACCUUUGAUAGAGAGAGAAAGCAGCUAAUUGCUGUGGGGCUUCAUACAGAGUAUGGUUAUGCGAGGAGUUUGGCAAGAUUUGCUGCUAAAAUUGGACCUGUUGCGUGGAAAGUUGCAUCAAAGAAGAUUGAGAGAUGCUUACCUGCCAUUGUCAAGUUUGGCCCAGGAUGGGUAGGAGAAAAUGAAGCUCCAGCAGAAAGGCCGUUGCAGCAACAGUCACCUGCUCCCAUUGGUGAGCAAACACCACCAUCCUCGUUGCCUGUUGCAGAGACAGCUUCUGUUCCUACUCAAGAUGAUGUAGAUUCAAGUGGUGAUGAGUCAGCGCAUAAGCCACAAGGGGAGCAAUUGUCCGAGACACAUGAAGCGUGUGUUAGGUCAAACUUAAAUGAGGAGUCGAGCAAAGCCCUUUCUCCCCCAGCUGAUGGUAAUGAUGCCACCACUUCAGUUUCCCCUUCCAUCUUACCUAGCAAUGGUUCUGUUCCCGACUUGAUUACUCCUGAAGCUAAUCCAAGUUCACAAUCGAGCACAGCAGGCAACAUAUUAAAUAAUGGCACUGGUUCAAUAAGACCGGGAAACCCAUAUCAGAUUCAUCAAACUUCAGCUAUGCAAUCCCGUAUUAAUGGUCUUAACGGUAGUUAUGGGCUUAAUUUUGCAGCCCAGAUGGGGAAAAUGAUUGGGGCCGGGAGGCCUGCAAUGUUCAACCUGCAGUCCGAUCCAUCAAUUAUGACAGUGUCCAAAACUGAGGCACAAAGUCCUAGGUCUCCGGCCACCGACAAUAAUGGCUGUGGAGAAGCUAAGUUAGGAAAUUCUAGUACAAUUAAACCUAUAGAUUGUUUGCCAAACAGUGGGCCGAAUCAGACCAUUGGGUCCACACCUCCUGACCUAAAUGUUGGAUUCCAGUCACCGGGAUCCCCAGUUUCUGGGAAGGCUGAUUCAGUGCAGCCAGAUCUAGCAUUGCAGCUGUAGUAAUCAGGUAAUUUUUUUCCUUUUUCCAUUAACACCGGUGUACGGGUUUGAGAUUCUUGCUCCCAUUGAGUAGAGUGGAGAGGGAGUUGUCUCUCCUCAUUACGGAGCGAUUGAGUUGAAGCCAUAUCUAACUGUAUUCUUAGAUCGAGUAGUUGUUCGUGUACAGAUUUGUGUAUGAAAAUUCAUAGGUUAGUAAGUGAAGAGGAGUCAGUCUCAUGUAACAUUAAUUGGAAGCUGUGAUGUAGCCUAGAAUUUGUUUAUGUCAAGAUAAUAUAAAUGUUAUACAUAAAAAAGAUUGUUGUUAUAAUUGAAAAAUAACACGGAAGAGAUUAGCCUUGAUGUGUCUUUCAA
Beta vulgaris subsp. vulgaris (sugar beet) is the source of this 2753-nucleotide messenger RNA. RefSeq lists its product as hypothetical. The transcript is spliced from 9 exons. The record is from RefSeq and is a predicted model, not a curated record. Bases 177 to 2402 code for a protein of 741 amino acids. Lineage: Eukaryota; Viridiplantae; Streptophyta; Magnoliopsida; Caryophyllales; Amaranthaceae. Gene Ontology annotation, molecular function: protein binding.